CCUUGGAAAUUAUUUAGGAUUGAAUUUUUAAGUAUUUUCUCAUAUCAUUCUUACUUGCUAUGUGCUUAUAAUUUCUGAAUUGAUUUUGUGUUAAACCAUUAUUAAUUUCUAUUUGUUGAUUUCUAUUAUUAUGUAGUAUCCUGUAUUAUCAAAAUGACUCCCAUGUUAUCACUAUUGACUGAAAACAAGCUGAAUGGAUCUAACUUUAAUAAGUGGAAUGAGAACAUUAAUAUUGCUCUCAUAGGAGAAAGUGCCUUGUUUGUUUUAACUGAGCCGUCACCUGAAGUGCCUGGGGACAAUGCAUCCAAAGCUGUGAAAGAAAAGUAUGAGCGUUGGCAGAAAGCAAAUGACAAAGCUCUAUACUUUAUGCUUUCUAGCAUGGUUGACACCCUCAAAACUCAGUUUUCUAAAACCGAAAAGGCUGCUGAAGUUAUGACGAAGUUAAAUGAGCUAUUCGGUAAGGCAUCACUUCAGUCACGCUUUGACGCAACUAAGAAGUACAUUAAUGCACGGAUGGAACCUCAUCAAAACUUGGGCCUUAACAAUUAUCACCCAAGAGAAGGAGACCUGAUUGGUGAAAGAGAGGGCUAGUUGAUAUAUGCAUAUAUGAGAUGAACAAAAGAAAA
Cannabis sativa is the source of this 626-nucleotide messenger RNA. RefSeq lists its product as uncharacterized. The record is from RefSeq and is a predicted model, not a curated record. Bases 154 to 591 code for a protein of 145 amino acids. NCBI's taxonomy places the organism in Eukaryota, Viridiplantae, Streptophyta, Magnoliopsida, Rosales, Cannabaceae. The transcript has 2 exons.